Phycodurus eques (leafy seadragon) is the source of this 6223-nucleotide messenger RNA. It is a transcript of the gene slc16a2, whose product is annotated as solute carrier family 16 member 2. Bases 583 to 2244 code for a protein of 553 amino acids. Gene Ontology annotation, molecular function: monocarboxylic acid transmembrane transporter activity; thyroid hormone transmembrane transporter activity. Gene Ontology annotation, biological process: transmembrane transport. NCBI's taxonomy places the organism in Eukaryota, Metazoa, Chordata, Actinopteri, Syngnathiformes, Syngnathidae. The record is from RefSeq and is a predicted model, not a curated record. The transcript is spliced from 6 exons.
GAGCAGCGUCCGCGCUGAAGUCGGUAUCGAUAAUGUCGACGUUUGUCUCGAGCCGCCCACCGCGUCUGCUGCCAGGAAAGGAAAGGAGGGCUUGAGUUCUACCCGCGGCGGUGUGUGCACGGGACGAGGCAGGCUGUGGAAUACUCACACGAAUUAGUCCAAUUUCAUCGGAACAGUUUGUCCUUGCGUUGUUGUGGGGGGGACAAAGUGGUGCCGAGGCCGGGACGAGGUGCUCGCAAGCGGUCGCAGGUUGGCGGUCCGGUGGGUUCUUUGGUGAGCGAGGAAGCCAGCGAAAGUAAACGCCGUCUCUCAUUCUGUUAAGACGUUUAAAAGCAAUGAACACCACAGCGGCGACUGUUCAUUUCUGGACACACGUGAAAUCUGUCAGAAUGACGCAUGUUCGCCGGCGGUUUUAUUGAUUGACGGCCAGCCCGUGAGCAGCGCGUAGAGAGCUUGUCGGCCACUAUGUUUUGAAAGAGAGCCAAUCACAUCUGCUAUUCAAAUCCACGCUUAUGUCACUGACCUAUAUCUCAUGUACGUGCGCCAAGAGCCCGCAGUCACCUCAACGCUAGGCCAGGCAGCAUGGGGACGAACGGGGUAGACGAUCAGGCACAGCCGUCUCGCGGGGUGUCCGCGACGGAGCAGUCGGCCGCGGGUCUCCCGGACGAGCAGGGCGAUGGUGCCCAAGAGUCGGGGUGGAAGAAGGAUGAACAUUCAGCGGAGAGCGAGCGUCCACUCCCCCAGGAAGACAGCACCGUGCAAGUGAUCGAGACUGGGUGCAAGCCAAUCUCGUUCCCGGCUCUCGAAACUGACGCGGCAGAGAGCCGCGGCGGAGGAUUUGUGCCGCCCGAAGGAGGUUUUGGCUGGCUGGUGGUUUUGGCAGCCACCUGGUGCAAUGGUUCCAUUUUCGGUAUUCAGAACUCUUUUGGCAUCCUACACAUGAUGUUGGUGAGGGAGCAUGCAGACCCCGAGGACAAGACGUCUCAGUUCAAAGUGGCCUGGGUCGGGGCUCUCGCCAUGGGGAUGAUUUUCUUCUGUUCACCGGUGGUCAGCAUGUUUACGGACCACUUUGGCUGUCGGAAAACUGCGGUCAGUGGGGCAAUCCUGGCAUUCAUCGGAUUGCUGAGUACAUCUUUUGCAAACUCCUUGAGCCUCCGCUAUUUCACUUAUGGAAUACUGUUUGGCUGUGGAUCCUCCUUCGCUUUCCAACCCUCUUUGGUUAUCCUUGGCCACUACUUUCGCCAGCGCCUGGGCCUUGCAAAUGGGGUGGUGACGGCAGGUGCCAGCCUCUUCUCCAUGGGUCUUCCGGUUUUGCUGAACAAAGUAGUGGAGCCGCUGGGACUCAGCAGAACCUUCCAGAUACUAAGCUUAUUUAUGCUUGUGCAAGCCUUACUGGCGCUAACAUUCAAGCCAUUGCUACCUGCUGGACCCUGCAUGGGACCAACUGGCCCUGCUAAGUCCCAUAUCCAGGCAGGGGCGACUCCUCAGAGCGGGAGCUGGUGGCAUAAGGUAUUGGCGGGGAUCAGAAAGUACUUCAACCUGCGAGUGUUUCACAUCCUCACUUACCGUGUGUGGGCGUUUGGAGUUGCUACGGCUGUACUGGGCUACUUUGUGCCUUAUGUCCAUCUGAUCAACUUUGUCGAGGAGCGGUUCAAGGGGGCCAAGAAGGAAUGGGUACUCCUUGUGUGUAUCGGAGCGUCAUCAGGAGUGGGACGCCUCACUUUCGGCAAAGUUGGGGACCUAAUUCCUGCUCUGAAGAAGAUCUACAUGCAGGUGGUGUCCUUCAUAGCCCUGGGCCUCAUGUCCAUUAUGAUCCCUCAAUGUUCCCUCUUCGAGGAACUUGUGGUUGUGUGUGUAUUCCUGGGACUGUGUGAUGGAUGCUUCCUUACCAUGAUGGCUCCCAUAGCGUUUGAGCUGGUUGGGCCCAUGCAGGCCUCGCAGGCCAUAGGAUACCUGUUAGGCCUUAUGUCUCUUCCAAUGACUGCAGGCCCACCCAUUGCAGGUCUUCUUCACGACUACUUUGGGGACUACAUGGUGGCCUUCUCUGCAGCUGGUGUGCCUCCCAUGAUUGGAGGGGUUGUUCUGUUCUUUGUACCCCUCAUUCACCGCCGGCUGAACCGUGGGCAGACGGCAGCACCAGAAGAAACGUCCGCUCACAUGUUGCCCAAUGCCCAACCGACACCAAAGAGCUGCUCCAAUGGAGACAUGCUGCCCGGCUACAUUGACACAGUGACACAUAUCUGACUUAUAAUGGUAACAUAUGUUUAUACAUGACCGGUAGAAAAUGUUUCCCAUCCUUAAACACCAUUUGUCAUCCUUAGAUUACCCUCUAGAUUGCACUUGAGGGAGCAGCCCAUUGCCGACCUUUAAUUUCGCCUCCUCCUUUAACCUUGAUUGUGGUUUGUUGUUAAGAGAAACUUGUGUGAUCAGGUUUAAAGCUGUAUUGGUGAUGAUAAGAAGGCUCACCGCUAUACAAGUUAAGGAGGUGACGCGAAACACAGUCUGGGAAGGCAGCAAAAUAUUAACACGUAAAAUACCUCAAGGAGGAAUAAAAUGAAGAAUUUAUUAUUAUUAUUAAUAUUUUUACCAAUAAUGGUAGUUUAUACUUGGGAUUUUUAGCUCAAAACCUUAGCUUAAUACUUUGUUGUGAUUUGGAAAUCCAAACAGAAUAUCUUUUAAAUACAUGAGGUAUUGUCACGAAUGUACAAUCAACAGUAUACUUUGUCACUUUUACAAAAUAUUAUUUUAUGAUGUACUGUACUUUUAUCAGUGAGUGUGACUUAUCCAUUACCUUUUAAAAUGGAGGAUGAGUACUUUCUCUGCCAUAUUUGCUUCAACUUGUGAUGGCAUUAAGUUGAAUUACAUGGCAGAAAGGAAACGGACUUUCUUUUUUCGUGGGCAUGAUGGCAUGACAAGCAACGUCUCCGGUUCAAUCAACAUUGGUCGUGACAUGAAAAGCCUGUCUUUGAAUUCUGUAAUGGUAACAAGCAGUUCAACUCGUAUUCUCACAGGGAAACGUAGUCUGGGUGCUCCACCUCUGAUUUUGAUUACAGCUUUUACUGUAUCUUCAUAUCUUCUCUAUACAGCGGCGGCUGUGGCUCAGCCGCCCAUUGUUGUAUGAAUGUGUGUGUGAACGGGGUGACUGUGAGGCUUUGUGAAGCGCUUUGGGCACUGUGAUGGUGUAGUUAAAGCGCUAUAUAAAGGCAGUCCAUUUACCAUUUUCACACUGAGACAACUCCCUGGGAAACAAAGUGUAUAUGUUGCUAAUAUCACGAGAGGGGGGAAAAAAAACAAAAACAAUCAGCCUCAGUUCACCUGAAAAUACACUUGCAGCAUUAACUACUUCACCAACCGGCGUCACGGGAGACAGAAGUGCAACUGAGGAAGGAUACGCAAAGACAAGGGAAAUGUUGUUCAUAUUGCAUUUCAUGAUAUGUGCUCAUAUCAAAUUCAAUGCAACGCUUCAUCAAAUUUGGCUUUUUGUUUUCAAAUCCUUCACAUCUUUUAUUGUUCUGUCAAGAUUUUUGGGAGUAUGGUUUUAAAUGACGCUACUUAAUUUGUAACUUUCAUGGGUCAGUCCUGGUUUUUUUUCCCCGUCAUUUGCACUGUGUAUUGUUUUAAGUUAGGGUCGUCUUAAUGACAGUAGAAUUUUUGUCACAUUUAAAAAGGCGCUUGGAGCUUUCCCAUGCGGGGAGAAUUUCUUCUUUAUCCACUUCUACCAUGUAUUCUCUUCAACAGUGAACUCAAACUGGGUCAACUGACUAGAAGGAGAGAUUUAAUUUUCCUUUUUUUUUGUUUUCUUAUUCACUAAUCCUCUCAUUCGUGCUUCGAUUACAUUUUCUUACAUAUUUGCUCCAAAUCUGUAGAUUAUUUCAAUCACAAAGCUCAUUUCUUACAAUCUUUAAGGGGUAAAAGAAACACGAAUAAUGAACCUCAGAUAAGUGUGGAUAUAAAAUAGGGUCAUCGAUGGACUGACAUAUUGUUACAUUUAUUUUCCAACUAAAUAACCAAUCACAAGGUGACAGAAUCAAGCUAGUUCUAGCUAGCCACAUAAGCUAACAUCCUUAAAUGAAACAACCAAAAUGUAUGGUUUUUCACCAUAAUCCAAUUUUAAUUCAUGUUGAAUAAUCUGCUUCAUAUUAUCACUCAAAGAUUUACAAAUGUCAUAUUUUAAAUGGCUGCAUGCUACAGUGAGAUUGACAUUGACAGACAGGUGGUCUAAUUAUCUGAUGAAAAAAAAAUGCAUUUAAGCAUAAAAACACAGGCCUCUUGAUUGACUUGGUAGUGGUACAUUAUUUUUACAUCCAAUUUGACGGAAAAUGUCGGGUAAAUUAAAAAAUACAGUUUGCAUAAAUUUUCUGUGCACUAGCUAUUUCUAGCUAGUUCAUACAAGCUAGUGAGUCUUUCAAAUAUAACAAAGUAAACAGGUUUCAGAUCCCCUUAACCAGUUACGCACUAAUGUUGAGUGAUUUGAUCAUUUACUCAUUAAUAAAUGAAAUAUUUUUAGACUACUGUAAAUUAGUAUACUGAUGUCUAACAAUGAGUAGAACAAUAAGCGGAAAAGUAAAUGUUUAUGUAAAGGUUGUAUCUCAAUUACAUUUUUAGUGUUGUUACUGUGAAUAUUACUACUUUUACUCAGUUUCAGUGUUUAGCGUUUUGUUUUUAAAUUUUCUGAAUGUUUUAUUUUUUAUUUUUGUAUUUUUUUGUAUUUUAAUUUUAAUUUUAUUUUUUAAUAGUGGCACAAGGACUACAAGUGAGACACUUGACUCACAGCAGUAACCUCAAUUCAAAAACAAAUCUACCUUUUCAGACCGGUCUGAACAGUUACAGAAUUCUCUGUUUAGGUACACUUCCUAGCAAUUCCAACUUCAACACCUGCUUACUUCAUUUUUCAAAAUUUAGCAAAGUUUUCUCUUUAUCAGCCAAAGUUUACAGUACAAACAGUUGAAACUAGAUGUUGACAUACACUAUAUUAAAAAACACAUAUGCUGUUUUUUUUUUUUCACUGUCUGAAAUUAAAUCAGAGAGAACCUUUCCUAUUUAAGGUCAGUUAAAAUUACCAAAACUAUUUGCAAAAUGCCAGAAUAAUGAGGGAAGGGAAGAAUUUUUUUUUUUUUUUUUUUUAAAGACAAUUUUUCAUUAUUACUUAUUAUUACUAAAAUCACGUCAAACAAAAUUUAGCUACAACCGUAACCCUAUGAGUGUGUGUAAUAUUUUACUUUUAAUGAUUAAUUUAAAUUAGACAUUUUCGUUGUUCAUUUCUAAUAGUCUUACGCUAAAAAAAAAAAAACGUCUUUCUUUGGUGCCUGAGAUGCUAUGCAGGUCACGUGCAUUCAUCCGAGCUGGCUGCACUUAGAAGGACAAAGCUGAUUGUUAAACUUGUCCUGCAUAUGACUAAAUGAAGCCCAACUAAGCUUUUGGUGUUAUGUAUAUAAUCACUUGUGUGGUCAAUAUUUUCAGCUACAUUUCAUGUAACAGUUGCUGACAUUGACUUAUCCCAAGAGAACAAAUCAGUCACUCUCCUCAUUAGACUCUUUGGGACUAACGCAGAAAGUAAUGAUAAAAGAGAGAAUUUGUUAGUGUCAAAACAUUUGUUAUUCACACAAAAUGUGCCAUUUUUUUCUCUUCUACUGACCUCAAUCUUUUGCCUACUCUUUUACUGUUUGUUUGCGAACAAUAGCAACGAUAUGUCCAGCAGGAGCUUUAAGUCUUCAUGUUAUACAUAAAACUGAGCAAUGACUUAGCAAAAAUCUAGACAAUAAAACCUCAUUCAAUGCCAUGGGGCAUUUCAUGCACGAAUACUCUGCCAGAGCCACAGUCACUUAAAUCAUUUUUGGUAAUAAUUAUAAAGUGUAGCCGUUUUAUUAAUGCUCUACAAACUCUGUGGGCUGUGUUACUGAUGCUUAUUUGUCAUUCUAAAGACUGGAACUCUUAUUUCUUUUUCCUUUUAUUGCUGAGCUUUUUUCAGUGCUCUCUGUCUUUGCUUUGUUGUUGACACGUGUGACUGUGUGAUAACCUCCAGAGAGGUUGCUGUAGUAAACCACGAUUGCCUCUCUUUGGAGCUGUUUGAUUUAUCCUCGCUUGCAGGCUUCUCCUUUUUAUAUGAUAAUUUAAAAAUAAUAAUAAGGCCAGUAGGCUAAAUGUUACUAAAUCUGAAACUGAGUCAUCAAGCUGCUAGAAAAUCUGUAUUAAAAGACUUUUUUUUUCUAUUAAAACAUCAUUA